AAGCAUUAGUUGAAGGCUGGUAAUGUUCAACUACUUGAUAGUUAUCCCUCAGUCAACGGUUUUAUCUGCGAUCUCAAUGUCUCUCGACAUUUAAAGCUCAACCUUUUCGAUUGUUCAUGCUAUAGAAUCUCAUCAAUGAGAAUUCCAACUAGAUUUGUUUGGUUUAAGGUUUCUCUUUUGAUCGGCGUUACUCUCUUGUUUUAUUGGCUUUUAAUCCUACAAGUUGAAUACUCGAGAAAAUUUAAUUCGAAGAAACCAGUUAAAUACAUCCUAAUAUUAGGUUACUAUCGAAGUGGUUCUUCAUUCUUAGGUGACAUUAUACAACAAGCAGCAAAUACAUGCUACAUCUAUGAGCCAUUGCAAUUGUUCACUAAAUCAAAACGCAUCAAUAACGAUGAAAUUGACGAAGCUCUCUACAUAAUUGAAAAUUAUUUUCAAUGUCAAUUUGAUGUUGGACCUUCCGUGAAUUUAAAUAGAACCGAGAUACAUCAUUGGAAUUAUAAAUGGAUGAAAUGGCUGUUUCCAGUUUGUCUAAAUCGCUAUCAAAAAGUUUGUCCAUCAUCAACACAGAAUUUAACCAAAUUAUGCUUGCCAUUGGAAAAUCGAGUGAUAAAAUCUGUUCGACUACCAAUGAGUGCUCUUGAAUUAUUUAUGCUUUCAAUGGAUCCAUUUAUUGAUUUUAACAUCAUCUAUUUAGUACGAGAUCCUCGCGCAAUGUUCAAUUCAAGGACUAAACACCCUUGGUGCACAUCUGAUCCUGAAUGUAUUCAACCACAAAGUAUUUGUCAGCAAAUGAGGGAAGAUAUCAAUACUUAUAAUCGACUAGUUAAACUGUAUCCAAAUAAAUUGUCUGUAACACGUCAUGAAGAUAUCUCCAUGAAGCCUGAAGAAACAGUACAAAGGCUUUACAAAUCAUUGAAUUUACCAUUUACCGAUGAAUUGAAAGUCUAUUUAUAUUUUCACACUAGCAAUCUCCGUAAAAGUGGCAAAUACUCCGUGAUUAAACAUUCAAAAACAGUUGUAAAUCAAUGGAUGAAGCAAAUGAAAAAAGAUGAAAUUGAAGAGGUCCAAGAAUAUUGUGAAGAUGUCUUCAAACUUCUUGGGUAUGUGAAUAUUUCAGAUGAAUUUUUGUCAGCUUUGCAGCCAAACUCAACCAAUGUAUUACCCAGCACUUUUGAAAAUGUUUACUCAUUGAGUAAUGCUAUUUAGCGCAUUUAAAUUAAACAAGCUAAGCAAACAAGCUUUUGGUCAAGAAGCUCCAAUUUAUCUAAAACAUCUGAGCGAUAUUUACCCAAAACGCUUCCUAGCAUUUUGACGGCAUCUUAAAACCAAUCGAUAAUCGUAGUUACCAGUUUCGAUUCGAUAAAGUGGCUCUUGUAUUCGGAUGUAGGGAUGAUGGAUUUAAUUCUCGGACACCUAUUUCAGCAAAUACAUCUUCAUUACUAUUACGAUAUUAGGAUCUCUUUUUACCAUUACAAAAGAUAAUAUUCUCGUUCGUGCCAAUUUUACUUUGCAAAUGGUGAAAAUGGCUCUUAUCAUAUAGCAUCGUACCAGAAGACUCUGGCGUUGACCUAAGGAACAGCCUCAAACGUUUUGUCGUUUUUUAGACAUUUUGCUUGUUGCAUUUUCAAAAACAAUAUACCUUAUUAAAGAGCACAUUCUCGUGAAUCUAAAAAACCUAAACUUCUUAAUCUAAUCCGAUUUUUUACCAGUUUAUUAUUUGAUUUAAAUUUGUCACCCGACUUAUGCCU
Messenger RNA from Tetranychus urticae (two-spotted spider mite), 1751 nucleotides. Its product is annotated as carbohydrate sulfotransferase 1-like. Gene Ontology annotation, molecular function: N-acetylglucosamine 6-O-sulfotransferase activity. Gene Ontology annotation, biological process: sulfur compound metabolic process; N-acetylglucosamine metabolic process. The record is from RefSeq and is a predicted model, not a curated record. NCBI's taxonomy places the organism in Eukaryota, Metazoa, Arthropoda, Arachnida, Trombidiformes, Tetranychidae.